GCACAUAUCUUCACAACAUAUAUAGAUCUAUUCUUCCUCACUGCACUGCAGCCUCGCAUUUCCAACAACCGUUUCCUGCCUCCGGAUCGACCGUCCAUGCUGCCACCUGCCACCAGUCGUCGCUCUCACAGACCACCACCCCUAUCCGCCAAGGCUCGCGCUCUCCGGCGAGGUGCACGCACGGUUGACUUGGGUUGGGUUGUGGGAGCACGAAACCGACACACCACCAACAGCACCACUGUUCCCAAGCUCAAACUCACGCGCUUGGUGUAGACGGGAUACCGUAUAAACCCUCCACACCACACUGUCAUUUCGGAGCAUCAGCAACAACACUAGUCGAGUAAUCCAGCCAAUAAAGCCUCCCCGCCUCCUCUGUGGCCGGAUCAGAAUGUGCUUCGAGUUCGGCUCGUGUUUCGGGGGCGGCAGGACGGACGACUACGGCGGCGAGCGGCCGAACCGCAAGGAGGAGCACGGCCGCGGCCGUCGUGGCCGCGACCGCACGUGGAACCACGUUAGCCACCACAACGGCGGCCCUGCUGACCACAAACCGUUGCCGCACGCCGCAGUCGAUGAGGCCGGACACAAGGCCUACCACGACGGCGCCCGGAAAGCCGACCACGUCGACGUCGGUGCCGGCGGGUACGCCGUCUACCCGCAACUCGAGGCCGGCAUCGAGGCGCCGAAGGUUCCCGCGUGGCACAACAAGGUCGGCGAUGACGCCUACACGGGGCGCCUCCAAGUCCAAGAACCUGCGGCCAUGGAUUACCACCACUACUACCGCUCUAGGCAGGGCAGGUACUAGAUGGAUGUUCCAGCUCCAGGAAGCUUCUAUCAGUCGGUCUUUGUAGUUGCUUGUACUUUAGUCGCGGUUGCUUUCAUCUUGUAUCAUAUAAUCAAGUGAAAGAAAGCAUUGUGAAAUCUCUGAUGAGUUCCCA
This is a messenger RNA of Hordeum vulgare subsp. vulgare (domesticated barley), 935 nucleotides long. RefSeq lists its product as uncharacterized. The transcript is spliced from 2 exons. Lineage: Eukaryota; Viridiplantae; Streptophyta; Magnoliopsida; Poales; Poaceae. The coding region runs from base 389 to 802 and encodes 137 amino acids. The record is from RefSeq and is a predicted model, not a curated record.